AUGCCGGUGAUGCGCCCUAGUUCUUUAGCAAGAAAUGGAGGUGGAGGAUCUAGAGGUCCUAGCCCUCAAAGAAAAGGUCCAAAAACGCCGACGUCGCCAGCGGGUCGAAAGCCAUCUCCUACAAAAGUACGGAGAAGUCCUGCUCAAAGUCCGCAAAGGGCUAGAGGUGGAUCAGGCCCUAGCAGUCCUGUUAAACCUACAAAUAAUACCAACAAUGCUAGAACUGCAUUGACUAGUUCUCAGGGCAGCGAAGCUGGAAGUAUAGACCUCUCCGAAAUAGGAAGCGAGCCAGGAACGCCCGAAGACAAUAUCAAUGUCGUAGUAAGGGUGCGACCGCUUAACAAAAAGGAGAUCGAUGAAGGUCAAGAAAUUGCUGUAGAGUUUCCUGGAAAUGGACAACUGGUUUGUGCGGCGAUUCCCGGAGGACCGGCGGGCGGCGCCCAGAAGCCCCGUCUCUUCUCCUAUAACGCGGUUUUCGAACCAGGAGCAACUCAGAGCGAUGUUCUGGAAUACAGCGGAAUCAAGAGACUACUAGAGAUGGCCGUCCAGGGAUUCAGUUGCACCUGCUUCUGCUACGGACAGACUGGUAGCGGGAAAACGCAUACGCUGACUGGACCGCCUGGACUGUUUGUAAAACAGAUAGAUCCCACAUCCGAAGAUCAUGGCUUAGUGUUUCGAUCCUUCGUUUAUCUCUUCAAAUUGAUCAAGGAGCAAAAUGAUUCGAGCUUUGUUCUACGGGCAUCAUUUUUGGAGAUAUAUAAUGAAAAGGUGAUAGAUUUGCUUAAUCCUGGAAAUUCGCGUAAACCGUUAGCCGUGCGUUGGUCGAAGAAAACUCGAGGAUUCUUUGUGGAAAAUUUAUUUACUGUAGAGUGUGAGGAACUUGAUGAUCUUUUGGCAGUUUUGGAAGAAGGUAUGAGGCAUAGAUCAGUGGGUUCCCAUAGAAUGAAUGCAACAUCAUCUAGAUCUCACAGUGUACUGACAGUACACAUAUUAUCAGAACAGGCUGCCGAAAAUGGUGUCUUUAUCUCAAAACAUGGAAAAGUGCAUUUUGUAGACUUGGCAGGCAGUGAAGUAACAAAAAAGACUCAUAGUGAAGGAAAAACUCUGGAAGAAGCUAAUAAUAUCAAUAAAAGUCUUAUGGUGUUGGGAUACUGUAUAUCAUCUUUAAGUGAUCCCAAAAGACGUCAUGGACACAUUCCAUAUAGAGACAGCAAGUUGACCAAAUUACUGGCUGACAGUUUGGCUGGAAAUGGGGUAACUUUAAUGAUUGCUUGUAUUUCUCCGGCUAGUUCAAAUUUGUUCGAAACUAUUAACACACUCCGUUACGCUGCAAGAGCCAAGAGGAUCAGGACAAAACCCAUCGUGGUUAUGGAUCCGCGCGAGGCGCUCAUCGUCAGCCUGAAACGCGAGGUGAACGCACUGCAGGCCGAAAAUGAACAUCUCAGAUCAGCCUUGAACCACAAAAAUGAAAUCAUGGGCAGAAGUUCACCUCUGUCCGCCGGUCCUCCUCCAGAAUCACCAGAUUUAGAACAACUAUCUGCCUUAGAUGGUGCAGAGUUGGCCCGUCUGGUUGGCCUCUACAUGGCCGAAAACCAUGCUUUACGUAAAGAAAAUCAGGAACUGCAUUCAACCAGGGAACAAAUAGUGCGAGACCAGGAACUUGUUUGCAGGGAAAACGAGCGUUUGCUCAAAAAACUGGAGGAUGUCAACACCGUUUGCUGCAGAUCGCCGAUAAUACAAGCCCGGUCCACAUAUUCGGCGGAAAUUUUGAAUAACGGCUCGGCUCACGAAGACACGUCUGAGGACAAUCUUUUGAAUGGAAGGGUAUCAGUGAAACCAGAAAUUCUCUCCAGGAUUGAUUUUAAGCCUAUCGAUAGACCUGCAACAGGACCGUCUCAACCAGUUGAGAAAAAUGGUGCAAGGAGAGAUUCUUGGAAAAGUUUAUCUCAUAACAGUCUUCUAGAGUGA
Messenger RNA from Ctenocephalides felis (cat flea), 1968 nucleotides. RefSeq names its product kinesin-like protein KIF12 (gene Klp54D). The record is from RefSeq and is a predicted model, not a curated record. Gene Ontology annotation, biological process: microtubule-based movement. Lineage: Eukaryota; Metazoa; Arthropoda; Insecta; Siphonaptera; Pulicidae. Gene Ontology annotation, molecular function: ATP binding; microtubule binding; microtubule motor activity. The transcript has 15 exons. Bases 1 to 1968 code for a protein of 655 amino acids.